AGAGGCAGCCUGUCCUCUUGCAGGACUUGGCUGCUCGGCUACUGGUCGAAAAUGGUCGCCGUGCAACAUGUGCUCUCUGCACUGGCGACCAUGAGCACAGUCUACAACACGACGCCUGCAGAUGAUGCAUCGAUACAAGCACACCACCACCCAUCGAGUCUCCAUUCGAGCACUGUCUACUUUCUGCGUCACGGCGAAAAGCCCUUGAACGGAGCAAACGGGCUAUCGCUACAAGGCCAAAGAAGGGCAGAGUGUAUCAAGGAUCUCUUUGGCCCGUCUUCCGAACGCAAUGUUGGCUACAUCCUCGCGCAGAAACCUAGACCGGACGGCAGACGAUCGAGGCCGCUCAAGACUGUCGCACCGCUCGCUGACGCUCUCGGUCUCAGCAUCGAUACGGACUGUGAACGAGAGGACGAGCAGUGCGUGGAGAAGAAGAUCAGACGGUUCACAUCAAAGAAGCAUCCAAAGGGCAACGUGCUCGUGUGCUGGGAGCAUCGCGCCAUGACGGACAUUGCGCGAGAAGUGGGGGUGAAGCAUCUGCCAGAGUAUCCGGAUGACAGGUAUGACCUCAUCUGGGUCGCGACGGGCAAGACGAUCAAGAUUGAGCACGAGCACUGUCCGGUCAUCGACACGGUCUUGUAG
Mixia osmundae IAM 14324 is the source of this 642-nucleotide messenger RNA. RefSeq lists its product as uncharacterized. NCBI's taxonomy places the organism in Eukaryota, Fungi, Basidiomycota, Mixiomycetes, Mixiales, Mixiaceae. The record is from RefSeq and is a predicted model, not a curated record. The annotation marks the transcript as partial. The transcript is spliced from 2 exons.